Trichophyton rubrum CBS 118892 is the source of this 3085-nucleotide messenger RNA. Its product is annotated as extracellular metalloproteinase 4. Gene Ontology annotation, molecular function: metalloendopeptidase activity; zinc ion binding. Bases 1001 to 2791 code for a protein of 596 amino acids. The transcript has 4 exons. The record is from RefSeq and is a predicted model, not a curated record. NCBI's taxonomy places the organism in Eukaryota, Fungi, Ascomycota, Eurotiomycetes, Onygenales, Arthrodermataceae.
CGCACAUUCGUCUGCUUGUGAGAGCGAGCAGAUUCUGGGGUGCGUCAAAUCGAGAUUCAAGCACACGACAUCUCGCACAGCACAACGGAGGGCGGGAUGAAGCGAGCUGGUGGUGUGAGAAAAAGAACUUGCAAGACCAGAGAACUGACGAGGCCUUCUUCGUUCUGGAAGUGCUAUGGAAAUGUCUCCUUGUCGGAGCUCGUAUCGAAGGUCAUGGAAGCCAGGGUUUUUCCCUGUUAAUUGGCAUGCAUCCCCCUGGUCAUUUGUACAAAAUCUGGAUGACAGGGGCCACCAAACCAUCAUCUGAACGCUCAUAUCUUGUUCUAGGACUGCGGAUAGGACUGUUCGAGUAUCCUUCAAACAAGACUUUUACCCCAUAAACACUUUAGCAUACAUGCUGCUUGGCUCUUCGAAUCACUACCGUGGCCCUUGAGAUCCCGUCUGAGAGUACCAUCACCACCUAGCACACGGGAAACCAGAUGGCAAGACUAGCCAGUCAAGGGACAGAAUUCAACUCAAUAGAGACUGAGAUACUCAAUCUGGAUAAUCUAUGCCGUGGUUCAUGUGAUUAAUACCUGUUGAUGACCAUCCUGCAGAAUGUCAUGCUUGAUUGCAAAAAAACCGGCAAUCAAAGACGCUACUAUACACAACCAUGGCGCAUCGUGAUUCCUUUAGCACCGUAUGGUGAGCAGGGAAGAAUCUUGCUUCUUCGCCCCACGCUCAGUGCUGGGCACUAGGGAAGGGUCACUGAACAGCAAAGACUUGGAUGGUUAUACUUUACUCCCCUGUAUACCCUUCACGGCCACUUGCUUCUCAGCUGAGCAGUGGCUGUUGGUGUCUUCCCUCCGGAUAGACAGGGAAGAGUAUGUCUAUAUAAACCGUCAUGGAUAACCUCGAGGAAAGGUCAGAGAGCCAGCAGCCUUCCCUCAAUCUUCCCAAUCCCACCCCUUAAUUACCUUUUGGGCAGAAUAACCCCUAUCUCCCCCCACCAUCAGACACCAUGCAUGGACUUAUGCUUGCGGGGCUGUUGGCUCUCCCUUUGAGUGUGCUUGGUCACCCUACUGAGUCACACAGCUCUGGCAUAAGCCGAAGGGCCAUUGAUAUUACUUCAUAUCGCCUUCCCCAGAUAUCCAAAUAUACCAAGAGCGACGCCGUUCCUAAGCAGGAUGGUGAGAGCUUCACUACCUCGAGCACUGGGAAUGACAAUUCCAGCUCUGGUGACUACGUUACUACAGCCACCAACUGGUUAAAAAAGACCCUUCCAAAGGCAACUUACCGCCUUGUCAAGGAUCACUAUAUUGGUGAUAGCGGAAUUGGCCAUGUGCACUUCCGUCAGACUGCUCACGGAAUUGAUAUUGACAACACCGAUUUCAAUGUUAACAUUGGUCGUGACGGAAAGGUCUUUUCCUUCGGAAACUCCUUUUAUGAUGGAGAGAUCCCCAAGGCCAACCCAAUGGUCAAGCGUGACUUCUCAGACCCCGUCAAUGCUUUGCAUGGAGCAAUUCAAAUUUUGAAUCUUCCUGUCACCGCCAAGCCCGAAAAUGUCAAGGCGAAGCCUGUUGAGGGUAAGGAGAACUUCAAGUUUGAAGGUACCUCGGGAGCCCUUUCCGAUCCCAAGGCCCAACUUGUCUACCUGCAGAAGGACGGUGGCCUAGUUCUCAGCUGGAAGGUUGAGACUGAUGUUGGUGACAACUGGCUACUCACAUAUGUUGAUGCAAACAAGAACGACAAAGUCCACUCUGUCGUUGACUACGUUUCAGCUGCCGAAUACCAAGUAUAUCCUUGGGGUAUCAAUGACCCUACUGAGGGAAACCGAACCACCCUUCACCUUCCCUGGCUCAAAACUCUGUCUACUGACUGGCACAUUGAUGGCAAAGGCUGGUACUCAACUACUCGGGGCAAUAAUGCUAUUGCUCAGGAGAACCCUACCGGCGGUCCUGAAUACGAAAACAACUACCGCCCAAAGAGCCCUCUGUUUAUCUUCAAGUAUCCAUACAGUAAAGCAAUGACCCCUCCAUCAUCGUAUAGAGAUGCAUCCAUCACCCAGCUAUUCUAUACCACUAAUGUUUACCAUGAUGUGCUUUACAUCCUUGGCUUCAACGAGAAAGCAGGAAACUUCCAGAUUAACAACUGGAACAAAGGUGGUGUUGGAGGAGACUAUGCUAUCCUUAACUCCCAAGAUGGAUCUGGCGUAAACAACGCCAACUUUGCUACCCCUCCCGAUGGUCAGCCAGGACGUAUGAGAAUGUACACCUGGAACGCUUCUAUUCCAGAGCGUGACGGCUGCUUCGAAGCUGGCAUUGUCAUCCAUGAGUACACUCAUGGAGUCUCCAACAGACUUACUGGAGGUCCAGAGAACUCUCGCUGCUUGGCUGCUCUUGAAUCUGGUGGUAUGGGCGAGGGAUGGAGUGAUUUCUUUGCUACCGCUAUCCGCCUAAAGCCUGGAGAUACCCGUGCUACUGACUAUACCAUGGGCGAGUGGGCAUCCAACCGACCAAACGGCAUCCGCAAAUACCGCUACUCCACCAGCCUUACCACUAACCCGCAUAUGUACGUUGAUGCCGAUGGCUUGACCUCCGUCCAUGCCAUUGGUAACAUUUGGGCUUCUAUGCUCUACGAGCUUCUCUGGAACUUGAUCGAUAAGCACGGCAAGGGAGACGUCACUAAGAUCAGGCCAGUCCUGAAGAAUGGUGUCCCGACUGACGGCCGCCACCUCGCUAUGAAGAUUGUUCUCGACGGCAUGGCCCUGUUAGUAUUCCUAUACUUAACUAUACUUGCUUAUCACCAGUAAUGCAUGCUAACAUCCAACUCUCCAGUCAACCAUGUCUCCCCAACUUUGUUCAAGCCCGUGACGCCAUCCUCGACGCUGACAAGAACCUCACCCAGGGCUCCAACAAGUGUGAGAUCUGGAAGGCAUUUGCUAAGCGCGGUCUUGGUGUUGGCGCUGUCUUCAACCUGUCCAAGCGAACCGGAAGCAACGAGCUUCCUGCUGGCUGCUGAGGGACGCACUCUGUUUAUAGAUUAGAUUAAAAGAAAGUUUGAAAAUCCGAUCUGAUAAGAGAUUAACUUUAUGCUUAUAUAAUAG